This is a messenger RNA of Myripristis murdjan (pinecone soldierfish), 3497 nucleotides long. It is a transcript of the gene g6pc1a.2, whose product is annotated as glucose-6-phosphatase catalytic subunit 1a, tandem duplicate 2. Gene Ontology annotation, molecular function: glucose-6-phosphatase activity. The coding region runs from base 1 to 2103 and encodes 700 amino acids. Gene Ontology annotation, biological process: gluconeogenesis; glucose 6-phosphate metabolic process. The record is from RefSeq and is a predicted model, not a curated record. The transcript is spliced from 7 exons. NCBI's taxonomy places the organism in Eukaryota, Metazoa, Chordata, Actinopteri, Holocentriformes, Holocentridae. Gene Ontology annotation, cellular component: membrane.
AUGUUUAAUGCCAUAAUGGACACCAUGCAGGGCUUUGGGGUGAGCACCACCCACUACCUGCAGACCAACUACAAGGAUGCCCAGAGCCUGUUCCUCUGGGUGUCAUGGGCGGCAGACCUCAGGAACACCUUCUUCAUCUUCUUCCCCCUUUGGUUUCACCUGCGGUCAUCAGUGGGCAUUAAGCUCAUCUGGGUGGCUGUGAUUGGAGACUGGCUAAACUUGGUGUUCAAAUGGAUUCUGUUUGGGGAAAGGCCGUACUGGUGGGUCCAUGAGACGCCCUACUACGCCAACACUGUUGCUCCUCACAUUGAGCAGUACCCCAUGACCUGUGAGACCGGGCCAGGCAGCCCCUCUGGCCACGCUAUGGGAGCCGCCGGAGUCUACUACACCCUGGUGACCUCAAUCCUGGCCAUCGCGUGCCUCAGGCAGUUUCACACUAUCUUGUAUAAUCUGUACCUAAAGGCCAUUCUGUGGACCCUGUUCUGGGGAGUCCAGGUGUGUGUCUGUCUCUCCAGGGUCUUCAUCGCCGCCCACUUUCCCCACCAGGUCAUUGCUGGUGUGAUCACAGGUAUGAUCGUGGCUGAGGCCUUCAACAGAACUCAGUGGAUCUACAAUGCCAGCAUGAAGAAAUACUUCUACACCACCCUGUUCCUGACCUCCUUCGCUGUUGGUUUCUACCUGCUGCUCAAGGCUCUGGGUGUGGACCUGCUGUGGACCAUGGAGAAAGCUCAGAAGUGGUGUGUGAGGGCAGAAUGGGUCCACCUGGACACCACCCCCUUUGCCAGCCUGCUGCGUAACAUGGGCACCCUGUUUGGCCUGGGCCUGGGUCUGCACUCCCCACUCUACACCGAGACCAAGAAGAGCAGCAGCACCUUGGUCAAGAUCGGGUGUGUCAUCAGCUCCCUGCUCCUGCUGCACCUGUUUGACUCCUUUAAGCCCCCCACGCACACUGCAGCCCUCUUCUACCUCCUGUCCUUCUGUAAGAGCGCCACCGUGCCCCUGGUCACCGUCAGCAUCAUCCCCUACUAUCUGUGCGGGGUUUGUGGAAAACACUUGGACUCCGACGAGAGCUUGAGGCUGCAUCUGUCAAGCCACAACGAGGAGAACAGCUGCAGGGAUCAAGCCGUGGUGGACGAGAAACAGUCAGAGCUGGAGUUUUCUGAAGCGGAGAGUGAAAUGGGCGACAGUGACGAGGACUGGAAGGAAACCGAAGGAACCGAGAGCGAUGAUGGUGACAGCGAUCAAGAUCAGAGCAACGAUUUGGAAAAGGCAAAAGAGAAAGUAUCAAACAAACUGAGAUCCAAGAACAAGAAAAACGGUGACACAUCCGCUUUGAAAUAUUGCUGUAAAGUCUGCAGCAAGUCUUUCUGCUAUAGGGCCUGCUUUCUGAAGCAUGUGCAAGAAGAGGAGAAGGAUACAGAUCUUUGUGGUGUAUGUGGGAAACAUUUUGAAUCUGAAGAGAGCCUGAGGCUUCACUUGCAAACUUACAUUAGAACAAAUGAUUGUGAGGUUUGUGGGAAACAUUUUGACGGCCAUAGGCAACUGGAGAUGCAUAUGAGAACCCACACAGGAGAGAAACCAUACACAUGCACCGUGUGUGGCAAAGCGUUUGCUCAAAAUGGAAAUCUAAUGGGACAUAUGAGAGUCCACACAGGGGAGAAACCAUAUGUUUGCAGUGUCUGCGGCCAGGGCUUCAGCUUUAAAGAGUACAUGAUGGCCCAUAUGAGGAUUCACACGGGGGAGAAACCGUUCCUCUGCAGCGUCUGCGGCAAAGGAUUCAGGCAGAGGGGCACGCUGAAAACCCACAUGAUGAUCCAUACGGGAGAGUCGACACACAGCUGCAGCAUCUGCAACAAGAAGUUCUACAAGAGUGGAGCGCUGAAAAUCCACAUGAGGUCGCACACAGGAGAGAAGCCGUAUCUGUGCAACGUUUGUGGCAAGUGUUUCUCAGCCAGUGGCUCGCUGACCAAACACAUGGGCGUCCACGAAGGGCAGCGAACACAUUACUGCAGCGUCUGUGGUAAAGCAUUCCUGAGGAAAGAGGAUGUUAAAAGACAUGUGCAGAUUCACAGGGAGGAAUCCACACAGCUGACGUGUCUCUGACGGUCAGACUGGCUGCUCCCUGCAUGGUUUAGAGAAAAGUUUACCAGCUGAAUGAACUGUCUAGUCGAAUAGUAAACCAAGGCUAUGUUGAUAAGUGUCUCAGUACUGGUUAUAUUCAUUUGGUCUUGCAUCUUUUGUGAUGAUUUUGCCAUGUUCAGACACAUCCAUUAAGUUUAAAAAUCUCCAUUUUCUAACCCGGAUCUCAUUCAGACAAAUGCUCCUUAAACAAGCUCUUCAUAUUGUGAUCUUUAUAGAGUUAUUGAUUUAGUUGGUAUAUAUAAAUAUGUGCAAAAAAAAAAUUAAAUCUAAAAAAUAUUGGGUACUUUUAAUAGCAUUUUCUGUGGAUUCCACUUAAAUUCAGUUUACUGAAACUACAGCCUGUCUGCACUGAACUGCAGACCCAAAUUCAGGACUCAGCUCUUAGUUUGUGGAUUGCAGAUGGAUUAGUUAACUGACAAUUUGACGUAAUCCCAGGAUUUUCGGUUCUUCAAAGCAAGUUUAAAAGUCUAGAUUGUUGAAUGGGGCCAGGUCAAUCGGGCAGGCAUCACAUAAUCCACUCCGCUAUGGUUGUGCACUACCAAACGCUCACAGUUCACAAUAUAGCACUUAAUAAUAAUUAUCUUCAUUUAUUCAGCAGUAUCUAAUAAAAGGAAGUGAAUAUAGCAUGGAGGAGAAGAGUUUUUAAGAUUAGUUUGGAAAUGUGUAGCAUCACGGCUAGUAAGACUACAUGUGGCAUUUCAGUGUGGCUGUCUAGCGGUGGGGACGAGCAAAAAUGAUACCAAAACGAUUUGCGGAGGAACUGCUCAGGAGGCAGAAGUCCAUGCAAAAAAAAGUGCUUUUAUUGACCAAAACAAUAAACAAACCAAAAGUCCCAGAGAAUUGAGCAAACAAACUGAAAAAAAAAAAAAAAAAAAAAACCCUGAAACAACACAGCCUCACAGCAAGCUGCCACCAAAACAACAGCCACCUUCCUCAAUGCCAGUCUGGCUUUUCAUACCUCUCCUGGCCCCUCCCUAAUUGGACUAUUCCACUGGACAGGGGACAAGCAGCCAAGAGAGGGAAACACAAUAUAGUUCACAUUUCAAUAGCACCAUUGCACUACUGGCAAAAAAGGAAAACAAAAACAAAACAUGAAUGCACAUCAGUGUUCAUAAACACUGCAUUUACAACCAUACAAACCUAAUUAAGACAAAUCUUUUCUCAUCUCUUCUCUUAUUGGCUAAAUGAACACACAUCUAACAAAUCAGUGGCUCCACCCAGUACCCAAUUUGGCACAGGUGGCCUGACUCAGCUGAUAACAGGCAUUGAUCGAAACAAUGUAGGGCAGGGGUGUCAAACUCGUGCCAUGGAGGGCCAAGAGGCUGCAGGUUUUCAUUCCAACCAAAAACUCCACC